Molecule: messenger RNA, 729 nt
Organism: Trypanosoma grayi
Lineage: Eukaryota; Euglenozoa; Kinetoplastea; Trypanosomatida; Trypanosomatidae
Exons: 1
Coding region: 1-729 (242 amino acids)
Source: RefSeq, a predicted model, not a curated record
AUGUUUCUUGAUGGCGAUGACGAUUUGCCCGAGCCCUGCGCCCCUGACAACGCACUGUCACAAGAAUCGCGUCUGCUUCGACUAGAGGAGGAGCUUGCGUGGUUGAAGAGGCACCACUUCGGUGCUCAGGGAAGUAGGCGAAGGUCGCCGUCGCCGCCGCCGCCGCAACAACCACAUCAACAACAUCUGGAUCAAGAGAGAAACUCUGUACCUGCAAGGGAGUAUGAAGAUGAACUGGAGCGUUCUGCCAUGUGUGACUCAACCGUUAACGCAGUUCCUAACCGUUGGGACGAGGAACGUGAAGAUAAGGCGCACUAUGAACUUCGACGACUCGUGUCUCAUCUCUCGCCAGAGUUUUCUUGCUCUGAGCGUGACGCGGUGUUGCUUGUCUCUGCAAUUCGAGGUGGCUCCAUCGCCGGCGGGGUGGAGUCGCGGGAGGACCGACUUGCAUUAUUGGAGUCGGAGAGGCGAGCUGCGCAAAACAAGCUGGAACGGAAAAGUCAGGAAUGUGAGGAUCUUAAAGACUCUGUCGCGGAUUUGCGGCAGAGACUUCGAACGACGCAACAGGAGGCACAUGCGUCGGCUACUCUGUUGUCCCAACGCCGUGAAGAGGUACGCAAGCAACUCCUGCUUGAGGAGUCACGGACGCAAAAACUUCAGGUUCGAAAUGGGAAGUUGGAGAUGGAAGUGGAGCGGCUAAAGGAUAUGCUGCACUCUCGCAUGCGUUAG